Ceratotherium simum simum (southern white rhinoceros) is the source of this 4279-nucleotide messenger RNA. RefSeq names its product zinc fingers and homeoboxes 2 (gene ZHX2). Gene Ontology annotation, biological process: regulation of transcription by RNA polymerase II. Gene Ontology annotation, cellular component: nucleus. Lineage: Eukaryota; Metazoa; Chordata; Mammalia; Perissodactyla; Rhinocerotidae. The record is from RefSeq and is a predicted model, not a curated record. Gene Ontology annotation, molecular function: DNA-binding transcription factor activity, RNA polymerase II-specific; DNA binding.
GCUCCCGCCUGAAAAUGACAUUUCGCCGGCGUCUCCGGAGGGGGCUGAAUUUCACUUUGUAACUUUCUGCGGAACCCGAGCCCGGGUGGCAGCUCGGUGGUGGUAUCGUAUGCAAAUACGCAUGCUGACGUUACAGAUCAUGUGGGUUUUGGCGUAGAUUCCCCACUGAUCGAGACAUUUUUUUUUCCCCUUUUUUUCUCCUUCUUUUUUUUUUUUUUUCUUUUUAAAAUUUUGGCCACUGUUCUCCGUACGGGGGCUUUUUCUGUCCGUCUGUCUGGCAGGCUGGCUGUCCCCCUCUUUCCCACGGAGCCCGAGCCGGGCGCCGGGUGGGGAGUGGGGAGUGGGGAGUGGGUGGGGGGAGCCAGCAGAGUUCCAUUUUGGAACGCCCGCGCCGCGUCUCCGCGCUCCCAGCCCGGGUCCCCGCGUUCCCAGCCCCGGCGCAGGUCUUCAUGCACUGGCUGCUCUCGGAGUCCAAGUGUAAAAAGAUUCCCAGGAUGUAAGCAAUACGGGAUUGGUAUGAUGCUGCCUCUCAUGUUUAGCCAUUGGAACAGUUACAAUUUUCUGUGCUGAAAUCAUUCUGAAAACUCAAACACUAGACUUCAGCAUUCAAGAGAAGCCAAAGCCAUUGGGGGGGAAUAAAGCCAAAAGCCUUUUAUCUUAUUUGUUCCAAGAAUUUCACUGCCCCUUCCCUGCCUGCCCCCACCCCCAAAUAAGCCAUCGCACACAGACAGGCAGCAUGGCGAGCAAACGAAAAUCUACAACCCCGUGCAUGGUUCGGACAUCACAAGUAGUAGAACAAGAUGUGCCCGAGGACGGAGACAGGGCCAAAGAGAAAGGAAUCAGCACGCCACAGCCUGACACAGCCAAGGACGGUUGGGCAGCGGAACCUGAAAGCUCUUCCAAAGAAAAUGAAGUGAUCGAGGUGAAAUCGACAGGGGAAAACCCAUCCAAAAAACUCCAAGGUGGCUAUGAAUGCAAAUACUGCCCCUACUCCACGCAAAACCUGAACGAGUUCACGGAGCACGUUGACAUGCAGCACCCCAACGUGAUCCUCAACCCCCUCUAUGUGUGUGCCGAAUGUAACUUCACAACCAAAAAGUACGACUCCCUGUCUGACCACAACGCCAAGUUCCACCCCGGGGAGACCAACUUCAAGCUGAAAUUGAUCAAGCGCAAUAAUCAGACUGUCUUAGAGCAGUCCAUCGAAGCCACCAACCACGUCGUGUCCAUCCCCACCAGCGGCCCCGGAAGCAGUGACAGUGAUCCUGGCAUCUCGGUGAGUAAAACCCCCAUCAUGAAGCCGGGGAAACCGAAAGCUGAUGCCAAGAAGGUGCCCAAGAAGCCCGAGGAGGCCACCCCCGAGAACCACGUGGAAGGGACCGCCCGCCUGGUGACAGACGCGGCUGAGAUCCUCUCGAGACUCGGAAGCGUGGAGCUCCUCCAGGACACGUUAGGGCACGUCAUGCCUUCUGUCCAGCUGCCACCAAAUAUCAACCUUGUCCCCAAGGUCCCCGUCCCACUGAAUACUACCAAAUACAACUCUGCCCUGGACACAAACGCCACCAUGAUCAACUCCUUCAACAAGUUCCCUUACCCGACCCAGGCUGAAUUGUCCUGGCUGACGGCCGCUUCCAAACACCCAGAAGAGCACAUCAGAAUCUGGUUUGCCACCCAGCGCUUAAAGCACGGCAUCAGCUGGUCCCCGGAGGAGGUAGAGGAGGCCCGGAAGAAGAUGUUUAAUGGCACCAUCCAGUCAGUACCCCCAACAAUCACUGUGCUGCCCGCCCAGCUGGCCCCCACAAAAAUGUCACAGCCCAUCCUGCAGACAGCUCUACCGUGCCAGAUCCUUGGCCAGACCAGCCUGGUGCUGACCCAGGUGACAAGUGGGUCAACAACCGUCUCUUGUAGCCCCAUCACGCUUGCUGUGGCUGGAGUGACCAACCACGGCCAGAAGAGACCUCUAGUGACUCCCCAAGCUGCCCCCGAGCCCAAGCGUCCACAUGUUGCUCAGGUGCCAGAGCCCCAACCCAAGGUGGCCAACCCUUCACUGACCCCGGCCAGCGACCGCAAGAAGACGAAGGAGCAGAUAGCACAUCUCAAGGCGAGCUUUCUCCAGAGCCAGUUCCCUGACGAUGCUGAGGUCUACCGACUCAUCGAGGUGACCGGCCUUGCCAGGAGUGAGAUCAAGAAGUGGUUCAGUGACCACCGGUAUCGGUGUCAAAGGGGCAUUGUCCACAUCACCAGCGAAUCCCUUGCCAAAGACCAGCUGGCCAUCGCAGCCUCCCGACACGGUCGCACGUACCAUGCAUACCCAGACUUUGCCCCACAGAAGUUCAAAGAAAAAACGCAGGAUCAGCUUAAAAUCCUGGAAGACAGCUUUUUGAAAAGCUCUUUUCCAACCCAAGCAGAACUGGACCGGCUAAGGGUGGAGACCAAGCUGAGCAGGAGAGAGAUCGACUCCUGGUUCUCGGAGAGGCGGAAGCUUCGGGACAGCAUGGAACAGGCUGUCUUGGAUUCCAUGGGGUCUGGCAAAAAAGGCCAAGAUGCGGUGGCCCCCAAUGGUGCUCUGUCUCGACUUGACCAGCUCUCCGGUGCCCAGUUAGCCAGCUCUCUGCCCAGCCCUUCACCAGCAAUUACAAAAAGUCAAGAACAGGUUCAUCUCCUGAGGAGCACCUUUGCAAGAACCCAGUGGCCUACGCCCCAGGAGUAUGACCAGUUAGCAGCAAAGACUGGUCUGGUGCGGACUGAAAUCGUGCGUUGGUUCAAGGAGAACAGAUGCUUGCUAAAAACCGGAACCUUGAAGUGGAUGGAGCAGUACCAGCAACAGCACGUGGCGGAUGAUCAUGGCUACGACGCCACGUCUAGGAAAGCAGCAAAAGCCGUCAUCACCGAGAGCCCAAAGAACGGGAGUGAGGUGGGUCAGCAAUAUUACAAGGACCCCAAAAAGCUCUGCGAAGAGGACUUGGAGAAGUUGGUACCCAGGGUGAAAGUGGGCAGCGAACGAGCAAAAGACGGUUUGCCAGCAAAGCCUUCAGAGGCCACCUUGGACAGGUCAGAGGGCAACAGCCGGGAUGGCCAGGGCAGCGAUGAGAACGAGGAGUCAGGCGUCGUGGACUGGGUGGAGGUGACAGUCGGAGAGGAGGACGCCAUCUCAGACAGGUCGGACAGCUGGAGUCAGGCCGCAGCCGAAGGCACGGCAGAGCUGGCCGACUCGGACUCCGACAGCGUCCCUGCCGAGGCCGGCCAGGCCUAGACAGGGAGGUCCGUCUGGACUGCUGUGCUGAUAACUGCUGUGCUGUCUUUGAAGAAAGAAGAGAACUUCCCUCUCCGGCCACCGGCCAUCCUGGCCAGAGACUGACUCCCAGUGGAAAUACUUAGCCUGCGUGUGCCUGCAGGGUGCGGGAACCCCAGCUGCUUUCACACGCACCUGCCAGAGGACCGGUGGGAACUGUUCAUAGUGCCAAAGUCCUACUACUGCGUUUUCAAUGCGCCCUUGUAAAUAGUUUGCUCCUCUGCCCCGGCCCCCGCCUCUUGCUAUACUGGAACCGAUUUGUACAAUGUGGGAAUUUUGUUACCUUUUUAAUCGAGGGCAACUCUCUUUUCCAGCACUACCAUUGUAAGGUUUUUUCCAGGAGGGAGGGCUGAUCACACGUGCUUUUUCUCUUUUUGCCUUUUCUUUUUUUAUUUUUAUUUUAUUAAUUUGGGGGAGGGGGGAGUGUUAGCAUUAGUGCCAUUAUAUCUACUGGAUUUUAGGUAGGGGGAGUUCAUUUUUUAAAGGUAGUUUGAAAUUUGGGAGAUUUCUCGGGGUGGGGAACGGCUGGGAUUCGAGCGUCUGUCUCAACUUGAAGAGGGUUUACAAAUAGCGGAUCUUCCAAGUCAAAUCUGUUUCCAGUUCUUCCCCCAGCCGCCUCUGGGGUCCUGUUUAGCCACGCACACGGCUUUCUGAGCUGCCAAGAGGCAGGUCUGGUUUUCGACGGCCCGGCCUCUCAGGUCAGACCGUGGGCCCAGCCAGCACCGGGAGAACUGGGUAGCAGGUGGCUGUCAUUUUUAAGCACCUUUUUAGAUACCAGCAGAAAGGGCUCCCACAUUUGUCAACAUUGUCAUUACUUCUGUGAAAUGAAAACAAAACGAGAUCUUCCUAUCUAGAUGGUACAAAGAUGAACAGUUUUCAUUUCAUCAUUUUGUUUCAUUUGGUUUUCAUUUCUGUUCCUAACUGCCUUUUCUCAGUGUGGUAUUUGACAAGAUUUCAGCUUGAAGCCUCACCAUCAAUUGAUUCUUU